UACCGAUUCUGAUUACCCAGUCUGGUUAGUCGACAUAAUUGAUUUGAGGAAAAGAAAAACAAUUUCCCAAAAUCUUAUAAUCCUCUACCUUUGUUCACUAAUUUCAGCAGCAGCAGUCACAGCACACCCGAAAUAGGCGUAAACGGACCAAACUUUGUGAUACCAAUCACAUCCCGUCACUGGAAAUGGCAUAUCGUAGGGUUUUACUCUCUCACCUCAGCCGUUCACGCCACUCUUGUUCCUCUUCUCUCUCUCCUCACCAUGUCUCCGCACCGUCGAUCGCGCAUGGUCUUUUCCAAUCGCGGCUGUUUUCCAGCCCCACGGACCUGGGCAGCGGAUUAGAUUUGGGGCAGGAAAUGAUCGGAGCAACUGCGGCUAGCCAUGAUUUAUUGACCCGACAUGUGAUCUCGUUGCUUGAUUCAUACCACGACCUCACUGGAUUGCCCUGGUGGGUCGUGAUUGCUACGUCUACGGUGGCUUUCAGAACGGCUUUGCUUCCUAUCCUCAUUUUGCAGCGGAAGCAAACAAAAGCCAUUUCACACUUCUUACCCAAGUUACCGCCUUUUUGGCCUCCAAAGGGUUCAGGAAGGAGUGUUGUAGAACAGUUGAUGCUCUUUCGGACUGAAAGAAAAGCUCUCGGCUGCCCUUCCUUCUUUUGGAUUCCUGCUUAUUUCUCCAUCCAGAUCUCAUGUUUUUUCUUGUGGAUAACUAGCAUUAGAAGAAUGUCACUUGAUCAUCAUCCUGGCUUUGAUACGGGUGGGGCUUUAUGGUUCCAGAAUUUGACUGAAAUUCCAAACGGUCUUUAUGGUCCACUUUUCCCCUUUUUGAUUGCUGGUUUGCAUUACACCAACACUCAGACCGCUUUUUCAGCUUCUUCAGUUCACAAAGUUGAUAAAUUUGUGCAAUUAGCAAAAACUUACAAGAUAUUUUUGAACUUUUUGACAUUUGCUCUUUAUUUCCUUGCAUUCCAAAUGCCCCAGGGAAGUCUGCUUUACUGGUCUACCAAUUUAUCAUUCAGCAUAGCUCAGCAAUCAAUCAUCAAACAUCCUGUUGUAAGUGCUAAGUUGGGUCUACAAGGAGAUGACACUGUGCUGAAAGAGGCCGGAAACCCUAUAUUGACAAAUAUAGAAGAAGCGAAACUCACUGAUCCAUCCUCGAAAGGACGCAUGAUCUCGGGGCAUGAUUUAACCCCUAAGGAGCUGGUUGCUCUUUCUGCCAAAUACUUAUCUGGAGGGCAAAAGGAAAAUUCAAUUCCUCUAUUAAGAUUGGCAUUAGAAAAAGAUCCUGAAUAUCUUCAAGCUAUGGUUAUUCUUGGUCAGGCUUUAUAUCAGAAAGAACAGUUUGCUGAAGCUGCAAAAUACUUAGAGCGGGCUGCUUCAAAGCUUAUUGAUGUCUGUCCAACAGAAGUUGAAGAAGUCGAUCUUUUGAUUGUUGCAUCACAAUGGGCAGGUGUCUCCAAUAUACGCCAGGGGAAGACAUCAGAGGGAAUUACACACCUUGAAAGAGUAGCGAACAUGGAAGAGCCUGAUGAUCCCAAGAGCAAAGCUCAUUACUUAGACGCAUUGGUGCUCUACUCAAGUGCUAUUUUCAACGAAGGAAGGAGAGAGGAAGCAGCAAAGUACUUGAGAAGAGUGGUGGCUUAUGAUCCAUCGUUCCAAGAAUUAUUGAAAGAAUGCGAGGAAGAGGAUGAUAGCAUUCCCAGUGCCGAUUCCACGUCUACAUCUAACUCUACACACAAACCUUCAUAACUUUCUCUCUUUUUUAUUUUGUUUCUUGCUGAUCUUCUGAGUGGAUUCACCAAUUUUGAAAUUGAUUUUUUCGUGUUUACUUGUCGUUUUCGCUUUUCGGAUAUGGGAAGCUUGUUUCCUUUUAUUCUGUUAAAAUAAGUUUGUACACGAAUAAUGUGUUAUUAGAAGCAAAAUAGCUAACUUUUAUA
Molecule: messenger RNA, 1936 nt
Organism: Brassica oleracea var. oleracea
Lineage: Eukaryota; Viridiplantae; Streptophyta; Magnoliopsida; Brassicales; Brassicaceae
Product: ALBINO3-like protein 3, mitochondrial
Exons: 14
Coding region: 186-1748 (520 amino acids)
Biological process (GO): protein insertion into mitochondrial inner membrane from matrix; mitochondrial respiratory chain complex IV assembly
Cellular component (GO): mitochondrial inner membrane
Molecular function (GO): protein binding; membrane insertase activity
Source: RefSeq, a predicted model, not a curated record